Molecule: messenger RNA, 680 nt
Organism: Drosophila nasuta
Lineage: Eukaryota; Metazoa; Arthropoda; Insecta; Diptera; Drosophilidae
Gene: COX6B
Product: Cytochrome c oxidase subunit 6B
Cellular component (GO): mitochondrion; respiratory chain complex IV
Source: RefSeq, a predicted model, not a curated record
UCAAUAUAUAUGCAAUUUUUCAUGUCUAAAAACAAAAACAGCGAUAAGUCGUCAGCCGACAUCAUGUCCGCCUACAAGAUGGAGACCGCCCCCUUCGAUCCACGUUUCCCCAACCAGAACGUGACACGCUACUGCUAUCAAUCGUACGUGGACUUCCAUCGUUGCCAGAAGAAGCGUGGCGAGGACUUCGCUCCAUGCAACUACUUCAAGAAGGUCUACAAGACGAUGUGCCCCAAUGCCUGGGUUGAGAAGUGGGACGAUCAGCGCGAGAGCGGAACAUUCCCGGGUCGCAUCUAAAAUGGAUGCGCUGCAACCUGUCGCCACGCCCACGCCCACACACACCACCACAACAACACACACACACACAUAACAUAAAUAAUACCAAACACCAUGGACAAAUUGAAUAACGUUUAGAGGGGCGCAAACUUCAACAACAACAACAACAAAUAUACACAACAAUUGUUACAAUUUGAACCAAAAAAAAAAUUGUAUUGUUUUUUCUUUCUUCACAUACACACACACAGUUACACACACACAGACAGGCGCGCGUACGCUAAGCUAGAUGAAUUUGUUCGAUGGUAUAUAGAAAAUACGAAUACACAACAGAAAAAACGAAAACACAACACACAGGCAACUGUAUGCAACAUGUGUAUUAAUCAAUAAAUAAUUGACAAAAAGUA